This is a messenger RNA of Heterobasidion irregulare TC 32-1, 714 nucleotides long. RefSeq lists its product as uncharacterized. Gene Ontology annotation, cellular component: endoplasmic reticulum. The coding region runs from base 1 to 714 and encodes 237 amino acids. The record is from RefSeq and is a predicted model, not a curated record. Gene Ontology annotation, biological process: ergosterol biosynthetic process. The transcript has 3 exons. Lineage: Eukaryota; Fungi; Basidiomycota; Agaricomycetes; Russulales; Bondarzewiaceae.
AUGUCCUCAAAAUCUCGGUCUACAUUCGCCUCUAAGGUGACAAAAAAGCGGGAUCCUAUCACUAAAUGGGUCCUUCGUGCUGUCUUCGUAUGCGUCGUGUCUGCACUUUUUAGCUGGCUCGACGCCAUUAAGGACCGUUGGUAUGUCUUCGAUCCAACUGCGAUCCACGAACUUGCGCAGGCAGCCAUUGCGGCCUCCCCGAACAAUACUGCGGGCAUGAUAUCCCACAUAGUUUCAAACCUCACCGCUACCUACCCGUCGACGCAGAUCGCGCUCAACGCGGAUACGUCCGAAUGGAUGUUCAACAACGCCGGCGGUGCGAUGGGCGCGAUGUACGUCAUCCACGCGAGCAUCACCGAGUACCUGAUCAUCUUUGGCACCCCGCUCGGGACGGAGGGGCACUCGGGGCUGCACACCGCGGACGACUACUUCAACAUUCUAGUCGGCGAGCAGUGGGCGUUCCAGCCAGGUGCUCUGGAGAUGGAGAGGUAUCCUGCUGGGAGCGUGCAUCUCAUGCCAAGAGGUGUUGCAAAGCAGUAUAAAAUGCAUGAGGGGUGCUGGGCCAUGGAAUAUGCCCGAGGCUGGAUCCCUCUAAUGCUUCCGUUCGGGUUUGCGGACGGGUUGACGUCGACGCUCGACAUCCCUACACUGUGGAAGACGACCCGGGUGACCGCUCGAGAGAUGAUUAGAAACUUGCUCAUAGGCAAGAUAUAG